Messenger RNA from Pelobates fuscus (common spadefoot toad), 3682 nucleotides. It is a transcript of the gene ARHGAP18, whose product is annotated as Rho GTPase activating protein 18. Gene Ontology annotation, biological process: signal transduction; regulation of actin filament polymerization; regulation of small GTPase mediated signal transduction. Gene Ontology annotation, molecular function: GTPase activator activity. The transcript has 15 exons. Bases 266 to 2170 code for a protein of 634 amino acids. The record is from RefSeq and is a predicted model, not a curated record. NCBI's taxonomy places the organism in Eukaryota, Metazoa, Chordata, Amphibia, Anura, Pelobatidae. Gene Ontology annotation, cellular component: cytoplasm.
CACUGAAAUAACUAUUGCAAUACUUUUUCUUGUUAAGCCUGGAUAAAACAGUCUGUCUCCUUUGAUGUCUCUGAGGAGAGCAUGUAUUAUGGAUGGGGAAAAACAACACAGGAAAAUACAUUAAUAAAUGGUUUAUGUUUAUACUUGGCCUGCUGAUUAGACAUAGUCUAACAAUCCCAUCUGUCUUCGCUAAGACAAGCGCCUGUAAGGAAAUGUCCACUUAGGACUGUUGUAAGACAUUUCCAUAUCAUUAGUGAAAUUGUGGAUGAAAGUGAUCUACAUGGAUACUAAGGUCACUAAGCUUGUGCUGAAUAUGCCAUUCAGUCGUAAAUCUGGACAGUAUACAAUGAAUCAUGGAAACGCAAAUCCUAGCCAGGACAAAGUGUCAUUUAAUCGCUCUGGCUCCCAGGACUCCUUAGAUGAUCUCUCACUAGAUGACUAUUGGUUGGAAGUAGAAAAUAUUAAGAAGAACACAGAUGUCAGCCAGGAGGAACAAGAUGUGGUUAAAGAACCAGAUGAGGGUGAACUUGAAGAGGAAUGGCUCAAGGAAGCUGGACUGUCCAAUCUGUUUAUGGAAAGUGAUGCCGAUUCCCAGGAAAGCAUGGUGUUUUUGUCCACUUUGACAAGGACUCAGUCUGCUGCAGUCCAAAAAAGGAUUGACACCUUUUCACAGACCUUAAGGAAGAAAAACAAGCACAAUCAAAUACCUGAUGUCAGGGAUGUUUUCAAGCCACCUGAAGAUUCAAAGUUAAAAAAUGAAACUUUGAAUGGGUUUCAAGCUACAGAAACAAAAAAUGAAGACUCUGCUAGCUCUUCACCCAUUGAUGAUACAAGUAAGAAGCAAAUUUUAUUAGAGGAUAUUCCUACCCCAGAAACCCCUAUUAAUCUAGAAAUUUCAUUUGCUGAGCAAGCUUCAAAUCUCAAAGAAUUUACAACCAAAAAGAAUGAGAAGGAAGAUGAUUCUUUGCUGCCUAACUUUAGCCUACAGCAAGACAAAACCGGUACCACAAAGAUUGGUGACUUGGCACCACAGGACAUGAAGAAGGUGAUCUCUUUAGCACUGAUCGAGCUAACGGCACUAUUUGAUGUCUUGGGUUCAGAACUUAAACUACAAAGGGCUGCAAAAAUAAAAGUUAGAGAAUCUGGAGUGUUUAAAGUGGCCUUGUCUGUCUUACUGGAGCAAGAUCAAAAGAAAUUUCCAGGGACCAAAGUGCCAAUGAUCUUUCAAGAUCUAAUAACUCACAUAGAAAAGGGAGGACUGGACACAGAAGGCGUUUUGAGAAUACCUGGAGCUUCUGCUAGGAUCAAGGUUCUGUGCCAAGAACUUGAAGCUAAGUUUUAUGAAGGCACGUUCAAUUGGGACACAGUGAAACAAAACGAUGCAGCCAGUCUCCUGAAAUAUUUAAUUCGAGAGCUACCUCUGCCAUUGCUCACAGUAGAAUAUAUGAAAGCUUUCCAUUCAGUACAAUUUCUUCCAACCAAAAAACACAGACUGCAGGCUCUAAAUCUCCUCGUCAUUUUGCUUCCUGAUAUACACAGGGACACAUUAAAGGCUCUCCUUGAAUUUCUGCAAAGGGUUGUGGAUCACAGAGAACACAACAAAAUGACCUUAAAAAAUGUAGCAAUGAUAAUGGCUCCAAAUCUGUUCUCCGUGCAUAACUAUCAGUUAAAAACUGUGGAUCAAGGUGCGGUGGCCAGCGCUGCCCAGACUGCUUCUGUAAUGCUUUUCAUGAUCAAAUACCAAAAGCUUCUUUGGACUAUUCCAAAGUUUAUUGUUGGCCAAGUACGACAGCAAAACAUUAUCAACCAGAAGAAGCUAACAAAGGAAAAAGCUAUGAAAAAGCUUUUAAAGAGAAUGGCAUACGAUCGAGAGAAGACGGAAAGGAGUGAUAAUGACGUUCCUCAGGGGUUUAUACGGAUACAAGCUCCUCACUUUUCCAAAGUAUCCAUGGCAGUUCAACUAACAGAAGAGCUGAAAGCUGGAGACAUCCUGGGACGGUUCCUCAACCAAGAGAGUGGUGCAAGAAAUUUAAAAAAAGAAGAGGUUUGUCUAUAUGAAAUUGGAGGAAAUAUUGGGGAGCGUUGCCUUGAAGAAAAUACCUAUAUGAAGGAUCUGUUGCAACUUAAUCCCAAUGCUGAUUGGGUUAUAAAACCAAAAUCUGCAUUAUGACCAUGAACAACAAAAGCAUAGCAAAUACAAAGUAGGCCGUAUUUUCUCUGCAGUGCAUGUCACAUUGGUAAUGUCCGAAUACUUGAUUACCUAAUGCAAAGUCAGUGCUCAGUGUAAACCUAGUAACUGCCUUUAGUGAGAUGAUUUAUUUUACUGCCAAUAACAAAACAAAACAAAAAAUGGUGCAGCAGCUGACACCUGGUUUGCUGGGUGUUACAUUUGACCUGAAUGUGCUUACAAUUUAAAAAGUAUACCUCUCUUUCAGUAUACCUGUUAUUAUUAUACAGAUAUAUUCGUACUUAAGUGUUUUAUUGCAUGGGGAAUGUGCAAAAUAAAUGUAAUUCACAUUUCUUAUAUAUUCCUCAAAAACGUAAGAAAAUUAUUUAAACAAAACAAUAUGUCAAACACGAUGGAAAUACAAGUCCUCUAUGCUUAUCUUUUUAUUUAGUGAAAUUCUAACUGAUUAAAACGUAUGGUGAUUUAAACAAAAAAGUCAAAUUGCACAAUUGUGCCUUAAAUUUAUGAAGGACACUGUAAGCAGUUUGUUUGUUUUUUGUAUAGAUUUUUUUUCUCUGUGUAUAUAUAUAACUGUCUAUAUUAUGUGGACAACUACUGACGUUUUGGAGAGGUUAUGUGUAGGCUUUUUUAUUUUCUCGUUAAUUCUGAGAUUUAACAAGCAAGUGUGUGCUGUAUGGAUGGACAACUACAAUUCAUUUUUUUUUAUAAAGAUAUAAAAACAUCUUUAGUUACAGGAACCUAUUAGAUCUGUACCUUUUAUAACUGUAUGAUCAUGAGCCACUUUUUUUUUUUUUGUUAUUAAGAUUUGUAAUUCAGCGCCAGAACAGACACCUAUUAUAAGUUGAACCCACCUACCAUGAAGCCAUUAGCCCUGAUGAAUUUUGUCCAGUCAAGUACUUCUGAACAGACAUAGUGCAUGUGCGCGGAGAAGUCCUCGAUGCACAAAGCACAGAUUAAGUAAUUGAACAUCCAUGCUCCAAAAUCACUUAAUUGAGAUGACAUGAAUGGCGAGACCUGAUUUAUAUCUACAAUAGGCAAAUUUGUAAUUUUGCAAAAUGUACUGCUGUAGAAGCAAAUAACUAUGAAAUGUAAAAAGAGUAUGUGGGUUGUGUACAUUGUUUGUUUUUGUGAAUGGUUACUAAAACCUCUCCUGUAAAUAUAAAUUCAAAAUGGUUUCUCUUAUGUUCUUAGUAAAUCUGCUAUCAUUUGCUUAAAUGUAUCCUUGUCCCUAAAAACAAUGGUUUCCAUAAUGAGCAAGUUGCGAGUGGGCCUGCGUUUUAAUGGGAACAAUGACUUCACAAUCAGGGCAGCUGAAUUUAGCAGAAUGAAAAGAUACAAAAUUACAAUUCUAACAAGAAAAAUCUCAACGAGUGAACUGGAUAACAUCUAGUCUGCAACCUAUUGUACCAUAUUGGAGACAAACACUGACAUGUAUUUGUGUAGUUGCAUUACUUCCUUUCAGGACAUUGUAUAUAAAAUAAAUAUUAAAACCAU